Labrus bergylta (ballan wrasse) is the source of this 1385-nucleotide messenger RNA. Lineage: Eukaryota; Metazoa; Chordata; Actinopteri; Labriformes; Labridae. The record is from RefSeq and is a predicted model, not a curated record.
UGCACACCCUGAACAGUUUCUUUCACUAUCAGCAGAAACAUCAAAUUAGAGGAAGUGAGAGGAAGUCCAACCAAAUGCUUACCAUAGAAGCCAAGUAGAAGUCAGUGAUAUAGCAUCAGAUAAAUUCUGAAAGAUGUUUUGCUCUCAGCUUGCAUGAUUGGACAUGCAAAUUUUUUGAAUUGAGAUUUUUUAAAUCUGACUUUAGUUGGGGAGGAAGGGUGUAUGCUAUAAACUGCUAUAAGUGGAUCCUCUGAGACUGAAGUGCUACUUAAAGAUGAACGCACGGACACUUGGGUGCUUGGUGUUCCUGGCAGUAAUAAAAGAGCUUUCCUGUAACGCCCCCUUCAAACUAGGAGGAAGUCCACUGACUGCUAUAGAGGGGUCCUGCAUUGAAAUCCAGUGCAGGGUAACUGGGGUUGUCAAUGUUGAUGGUGCACACUGGUUUUGGAUCAAGGAUGCAAAAUACAAUGAAUCAAAGAAAGAUUUUGUGGGCACUGUAAUUUACAGCUCAAAUAGCUCAGUACGUCCUGUGAGUGGAGACUAUGCUGGCAGGGUGAAUUAUACUGGCUCACACUCUACAACUUGGAUGCCGUUCUCAACAAAGUCACUGUGCAGCAUUUUAAUCUGCAACCUGAGCAAAUCUGACAAUGGGAAUUAUUCUUUCAGAUUUGCAGAACAAACUAAAGCUAACAAAUGGAAAACUGAACCAGAUUUGGUCCUAACAGUAACAGAGAACCUAUGUCCAAUCACUUUUGAGAAACCACCUGUUGUAAAUGAAUCCAGAAUGAUCUCACUCAGAUGCUCCACUCUAAGUUCGUGUCCUUCAAACCUCAAAAUUGAAGGAUUGCCAAGUGAGCCCUUCGCACCAGAUUUACAUAAGGAGGGAAACCAGAAAAUUGUGUCAAAACAAAUUUCAGCGAACUGGCAGGAUGAUGGGAAAGAAUUAUCAUGUCAAACAAAAGAUAACAAGGAUGCCUAUUUGAUCCGGAAAAUCAGUUUGACUGUUGAAUAUGCUCCAAAGGAAACACAAGGAAGACGUUUUCCAGUCGAUGGCACAGUCACGGAAGGUCAAUCUGUUACUCUCAAUUGCUCGGCCAAAGGACAUCCUGAUCCCACUUUUACCUGGUUUAAAACGGAACAAAAUCAUCAAGGGCAUCCAGGGGCAGAAUGGAAGUUCAGCUCAAUACAUGGCUCAGAUAGUGGAGUAUACCACUGUGAAGCUGAAAACAAACAUGGCAAACUAAAGUCACAGCCAGUCAGGAUUGAUGUUCAGUGUGAGCACUCCCUAUGUUCAUUCGUGAAUUACUUUCUCUCAAUUCAGUUUUGUCUCAAAUUUCAAUACAAAUGUUUCUUUUAUAUUUAGCUGUGGCAUUUUUGUACAAGCC